AUGGCUUUGGCAGAUUACUCUAUAGCGUUGUACAACUACUUUACAUCGCUUGCUAUUGUGCAACAAGCCAGUAUCAUUAUAUUAUUCCCAUUCAUUUAUAAUUUGUUAUGGCAAUUCUUUUACUCGUUUAGAAAAGACAGAGUACCAUUAGUAUUUCACUGGAUGCCGUGGGUUGGAUCUGCAGUGGUUUAUGGUAUGCAACCAUAUGAGUUUUUCGAAAAUUGUCGUACUAAAUACGGGGAUGUUUUUGCGUUUGUAUUAUUAGGUAAGGUGAUGACGGUUUACUUGGGGCCUAAAGGACACGAGUUUGUAUUGAAUUCGAAAUUGCAAGAUGUCAGUGCCGAAGAAGCAUAUACACAUUUGACGACGCCUGUGUUUGGAAAGGGUGUUAUUUAUGAUUGUUCAAAUUCUAGAUUAAUGGAACAAAAAAAGUUUGCCAAAUACGCCUUGACCAAGGAUUCUUUCAGAAAGUACGUUCCAAAAAUCAAGGAGGAAGUAUUGAGUUAUUUCACUGAUUCUGAAAACUUCAAUAUGAAAGGAAAAUCUAGUGGGGUUGUUAACGUUAUGGAAUCUCAACCAGAAAUUACUAUUUUCACAGCAUCGAGAUCUUUGAUGGGUGAUGAAAUGAGAAAGAAGUUCGAUGCAUCGUUUGCACAAUUAUAUACUGAUUUAGAUAAGGGAUUCACUCCAAUUAACUUCGUAUUCCCACACUUGCCUUUGCCUCAGUAUAGAAAGAGAGACGCUGCUCAACAAAAGAUCUCUUCCACUUACAUGUCGUUAAUUAGUAAAAGAAGAGAUACUGGAGAUAUUGAUCCAUCUCGUGAUUUGAUUGAUUCUUUGAUGACACAUUCUACGUAUAAAGACGGUGUGAGGAUGACUGACCAGGAGAUUGCCAAUUUAUUGAUUGGCGUUUUAAUGGGUGGACAACACACUUCAGCUUCUACUUCAGCUUGGUUCUUAUUACAUUUGGCUGAGAAUCCAAGUUUACAAGAUGAAGUAUACGAGGAAAUUUUAUCGGUAUUGAAACAGAAGAACGGAUCAUUUAAUGAUUUAGAUUAUGAUGAUUUACAAAACAUGCCUUUGCUUAACAAUAUUAUCAAAGAAACUUUGAGAAUGCAUAUGCCAUUGCACUCUAUUUUCAGAAAGGUCAAGAAUCCAUUGUUAGUUCCUAAUACCCAAUAUGUUGUUCCUAAAGGUCACCACGUCCUCGUCAGUCCUGGUUACGCCAUGACGAAUGAAAAAUGGUUCCCGGAAGCUGCAAAAUUUAAGCCUCACAGGUGGGACGAAACGGCUAAGGCAACUGGAAAUGAAGACACUGUUGACUAUGGUUUCGGUGCUAUUACAAAAGGUGUGGCUUCUCCCUAUUUACCUUUUGGUGGUGGUAGACAUCGUUGUAUUGGUGAACAAUUUGCGUAUGUUCAAUUAGGUACUAUAUUGUCUACUUACGUUUAUAAUAUGAAAUGGUCUUUGAAAGACGGUAAAAUGCCUGAAAUUGAUUAUGCAUCAAUGGUCACUUUACCUAUGGAACCUGCCGAUAUUUGUUGGGAAAAAAGAGAAAAUUGUGUUAUUUAA
Debaryomyces hansenii CBS767 is the source of this 1572-nucleotide messenger RNA. RefSeq names its product sterol 14-demethylase (gene ERG11). Gene Ontology annotation, biological process: ergosterol biosynthetic process. Gene Ontology annotation, molecular function: iron ion binding; monooxygenase activity; heme binding. The coding region runs from base 1 to 1572 and encodes 523 amino acids. The record is from RefSeq and is a predicted model, not a curated record. Lineage: Eukaryota; Fungi; Ascomycota; Pichiomycetes; Serinales; Debaryomycetaceae. The transcript has a single exon.